Messenger RNA from Owenia fusiformis, 2021 nucleotides. Lineage: Eukaryota; Metazoa; Annelida; Polychaeta; Sabellida; Oweniidae. The record is from the annotation of a GenBank genome assembly.
AUGAAUGAAAACAAGGAUAUACCAAUGACUGAAAGUACCAGUCAGUCAGGCAUCGAGGAAAUUAAUGUGACAGAGGAUGAAGUGGAGUGCUCUACGAAAUGUGCAAAAUGGUUUCGAAGGUUUUUUAUGGAAGGGCAAGUUUUGGACAAAGAGCAUGCUGACGCUCUCAAGACAUUACCACAUGACGCACCCUGGUAUAGGAUAGCCCUCGUGAAAUAUAGGAGGUUUGUAGGGCCUGCAAUAAGCGCAACUGUUGUGUAUUUUUUCUGGCUGGCCUAUAUGAUCAAAUGGAACAUGUGGCACUUAUUUGUGGAACGAUAUGAGAUGUCAAUUACCAUUGUGUUUGCGUCUCUCAUUGCAGGUAUGACAAGCGUUGGUGGAGGAGUUGUGGCGUUCCCUGUCAUGACGCUUGUCCUUAACGUGACCCCAAACAUAGCACGAGAUUUCAGUCUCAUAGUUCAGUCUUGCGGAAUGACAGCCGCCUCUUUCGUCAUCUACUUCAUGGGCAUUCAAGUGGAUUGGAACAGCCUCAUCAUUUGCUCGAUUGGAGGUGUUUUUGGCGCUAUCUUUGGUUUUGAGGUUGUCGACCAGCAUUUGACUCCGCCAAGGAAAAAGUUCACGUUUACAGCAUUUUGUUUUGCAUUUGCAUUCGCAUUGUUUCUUCUGAACCGAUAUCGUAAGAGAAGAACAUUUCUAACAGUUCCGUACUUGAACAAAUGGAAAGGUUUUGUUUUAUUCUUAACUGCACUAGUUGGGGGAAUGUUUACUGCACUUGCCGGCACUGGAUUGGACAUAGUCUGCUUCAGCGUCAUGACAUUACUGUUCCGUGUAACUGAAAAGACAGCAACUCCAACAUCUGUUAUACUCAUGAGUAUCAAUACUGCAGUUGCCACGUAUUGGAGAGCAGUGAUACACAUCGAUGUUUCAACUGAUGCCUUUCAUUAUCUGUUAGUUUGCGUCCCAAUCGUUGUCAUCGGAGCACCAAUUGGGUCUGUUGUUGGGAGUUAUCUACAUCGACUGGUGUUAGCUGCAUUGAUCUACAUCAUCACAACUGCAGCGCUGAUUGGCUCAUUUGUGGUCAUACGACCUUUGACCCCAGAUCUGAUUGGUCUAGCAGUGGGAAUCGUUGUGGGUGGGAUCCUUAUUUUUCUUCUGCUGACGCUGGCUGGAGCCAGCGUUUUGAAGCACGUGGAAGAACAAGAGGUGAAUAGUAAUACUGGACGAAGUAUAGAACAAACUGAUAAAACGUUAACAAUUGCAGAUAACUCUACAGUAGAAAAUGGGUAUUCGAACAAAGCGUUUGAAGUAAUAUGACCACUUCGACUGAAUAAAAUGUCGAACUGCACUUGAGUAAUAGAAUAGAUAAGAAAGUAUAUCAACAGUAUGCGAUAUAAUGUGCUUUAUUGUUUCAAUGGCCUCUUGGAAUCUUCCUGCUUACAUUACUGGUUCUGAUACUUUCGAACUGGUAGAGAAUGAUCAGUCCCCCUUUUGGUCACAUGACACACUACAUGUGGUCAAGUCUUUUCACUCCAAACUGUCAACCAGGGAAGAGCAAUUUUAAUCAUUUUAUUUCAAAUCCAUAUCAUAUCAUACAACGAAUAUCAUAUAGUAAAAAUUCAACAAGGUUAAUCAAUUUAACAUUUGUGAUAUAUUGGAAAUAUAUCAAAUUCUAGCAUACAAAUCAAAUACAACAUUAUUUUACAAUCAUUCAUAAGUGUUCAUAUAUACACAAAAAUAUAAUUAAGUCUGGUAUUAGAUGUUUCACAAAAAACAGUGCAAUGGGGCAAAUUCUGGUGUAGUGUGUAAUAUAUAUCUUUUAAAGUAGCUUACAGAAGAAGUCUAUCAUCUUCAUUAUUAAGUUCUGUAUUACCAUGUAAUGUCACAUUGACUUUGCUAACAGAGUUAACAAUAAUAAGGUACACGUUGUUGAGAAAUGUAAUGAUUAAUUCCCUCCCUCCUCCCUUAUAAAUGUUUUGUAAAUACACUCCAUUUCUCCAGGAAAUGUGAGUAUGCACUUAAUU